Culicoides brevitarsis is the source of this 3065-nucleotide messenger RNA. It is a transcript of the gene betaCOP, whose product is annotated as coatomer subunit beta. The transcript is spliced from 6 exons. Gene Ontology annotation, cellular component: COPI vesicle coat; cytoplasm. The coding region runs from base 113 to 2980 and encodes 955 amino acids. Gene Ontology annotation, biological process: endoplasmic reticulum to Golgi vesicle-mediated transport; intra-Golgi vesicle-mediated transport; intracellular protein transport. Lineage: Eukaryota; Metazoa; Arthropoda; Insecta; Diptera; Ceratopogonidae. The record is from RefSeq and is a predicted model, not a curated record. Gene Ontology annotation, molecular function: structural molecule activity.
CAUUCAACCCGACACGUCAAUCACCAAAAUUAUUUUCGCGAGUGAUUUUUUUUACGAAUUUCUGUAGAUUUAUCGUCAAAAAAGAGAAAUUUGAAGUAAAAAAGUCGUAAAAAUGACUUCAAUAACGGAACAACCGUGCUACACAAUCCUCAACGUACAGGAUUCGGAGCCCUACAAUGAACUACAGAUCAAACAAAAUUUAGAAAAGGGCGAAGUAAAUGUCAAAAUCGACACUUUGAAGCGCGUUAUUCAAUUAAUGUUGAAUGGCGAAAAAUUACCGGGGCUCCUGAUGACCAUUAUUCGCUUCGUGCUGCCCUUACAGAAUCACACCAUCAAGAAAUUGCUGCUUGUUUAUUGGGAAAUUGUCCCGAAAACCUCGGCGGAUGGCAAAUUAUUGCAGGAAAUGAUUCUCGUGUGCGACGCAUAUCGCAAGGACCUCCAACAUCCGAACGAAUUUUUGCGCGGAUCCACUUUGCGCUUCUUAUGCAAGCUCAAAGAGCCGGAAUUGCUUGAGCCGUUAAUGCCCGCGAUCCGUGCUUGCCUCGAACAUCGUCAUUCUUAUGUGCGACGCAAUGCGGUUCUCGCCAUUUUUACGAUUUACAAGAAUUUCGAGUGGCUCGUGCCGGAUGGGCCUGAAUUAAUUGCCAAUUUUUUGGAUUCGCAGCAGGAUAUGUCGUGCAAGCGAAAUGCCUUUUUGAUGUUGCUGCAUGCGGAUCAAGAGCGGGCGUUGAAUUACUUGGCUUCAUGUUUGGAUCAAGUCACGAAUUUCGGGGAUAUUUUGCAAUUGGUCAUCGUGGAGCUCAUUUACAAAGUUUGUCAUGCCAACCCGUCGGAAAGAUCGCGUUUUAUUCGUUGCAUUUACAAUUUACUCAAUUCCUCGUCGAAUGCGGUGCGUUAUGAGGCAGCAGGGACCUUGGUUACUCUUUCGACGGCACCUACAGCGAUAAAAGCGGCAGUCAGCUGUUACAUCGAACUGAUUAUCAAGGAAUCGGACAACAAUGUGAAGCUCAUUGUGCUUGACCGACUCAUCGCGUUGAAGGAAAAUGACCAUAUUGAGCGCGUUAUGCAAGAACUCGUGAUGGAUAUUUUGCGAGUUUUGUCCGCAACGGACAUUGAAGUGCGUCGGAAGACCCUAACACUCGCCAUGGAGCUUGUUUCAUCGCGAAAUAUCGAAGAAAUGGUCCUUGUACUCAAAAAAGAGGUGUCUAAAACGCAUAACGUCGAACACGAAGACACCGGAAAGUACCGACAACUCUUGGUCCGUACCUUGCAUGCAUGUUCAAUUAAAUUUCCUGAUGUCGCAGGCACCGUUAUCCCGGUUCUCAUCGAAUUUUUGUCCGACACAAAUGAACUUGCCGCCACUGACGUGUUGAUUUUCGUGCGAGAAGCCAUCGAAAAGUUCACAGAACUGCGUCCUUUGAUAAUUGAGAAGCUAAUUGAAGCUUUUCCAGCGAUAAAAUCCGCUAAAAUUCAUCGUGCUGCCCUCUGGAUCCUCGGGGAAUACGCAAGCACCAACAAUGACAUCCUCGAGGUGUUCGAAGUGCUUAAACAAACGCUCGGAGAAGUCCCCAUUGUGGAAGCGGAGCAGAAAAAACUGCUUGGCGAGCAAGAUGAGACCGAAAAUAAGGAAAAUUCGGCGAAUAAUCAAGUGAAUCAAGCGACAAAAGUGACAUCUGACGGCACAUAUGCCACACAAAGUGCAUUUUCCGUAAGUGUAACGGCGAAAAAGGAGCAACGUCCGCCCCUGAGGCAAUAUUUGAUGGAUGGCGAUUUCUUCAUUGGCGCUACAAUUGCGACAACUGUCACGAAAUUGGCACUGAAAUUCGUGGAAUUGGAAAAUAAUGUGCAAAAAGCGAAUCGUGUGACAACAACUGCCAUGCUGAUCAUGAGUGCGAUCCUCCAUUUGGGCAAAUCGGGGCUUCCAACGAAGGCAAUUACGAAUGACGACACAGACAGGAUCUUCUUUUGCCUGAAAACGCUGAGUCAUCGUUCGCCGGAGAUGGUUCACAUUUUCCGUACGGCAUGCCGAGAUGCGUUGGCGAACAUGCUCAAGGCACAUCACGACGAAGAAGAGCAAACGCAAAAGUCGAAAUCGAAGAAAACGGUGAAAGUUCAACCGGAUGACCCGAUUACGUUUGCCCAGCUCUCGAAUGGGCGCGAUAAUCAGCUGGGCGAGAACGUUUUCGAGUCAAGUUUGAAUCAAGCGUUGGCGGGAACAAAAGGCACGAGUAUGUCGGAUGUCUUGACGCACUCGAGUAACUUGAAUAAAGUCACGCAACUCACGGGAUUUUCGGAUCCGGUGUAUGCCGAGGCCUAUGUGCAUGUCAACCAGUAUGAUAUUGUCUUGGAUGUGCUGGUUGUUAAUCAAACAAAUGACACCCUUCAGAAUUGCACCUUGGAACUCGCAACUGUGGGUGACUUGAAGCUGGUUGAAAGACCACAACCUGUUGUAUUAGCUCCUUUAGAUUUUUGUAACAUUAAAGCUACUGUUAAAGUGUCCUCGACCGAAAAUGGAAUUAUUUUCGGCAAUAUUGUAUAUGACACAACAAACUCUUCCAACGUCGUUAUCUUAAACUCCAUUCACAUCGACAUCAUGGACUACAUUUUGCCCGCAACAUGCACCGAUACCGAAUUCCGCUCGAUGUGGAUCGAGUUCGAGUGGGAGAACAAAGUUUCCGUCAACACAUCCAUUCAGGACUUGCACGAAUAUCUGAAAUUCAUCCUGAAAUCGACAAAUAUGAAGUGCUUGACCCCGGAGAAGGCGCUCGUGGGCGAUUGUGGCUUCAUGGCGGCAAAUUUGUACGCAAGAUCGAUCUUUGGCGAAGAUGCGCUCGCCAAUUUGAGCAUAGAAAAGCCUUUCGACAAACCCGAUGCUCCCGUCACGGGUCACAUUCGGAUUCGGGCAAAGAGUCAAGGAAUGGCUCUUAGCUUAGGAGACAAAAUAAAUAAUACGCAAAAAAUGCUGCAAGAGAAAAAGUAGAGAAGCAACAUUUAAAUUUUAUUCCAACUUAUUUUCACACUUAUCAUUGUUAUUUCUAAGAAAUCGUAUUGAAAUAAAAGAAUCU